AUGGCCGAUGCAGACCGUGAUCUCGAAAAGGCCGACGCCGACGCCAACGCCGACACCAAGUUCGCCCCCAUCCGGACCGAACCGCGUGCAACGUCAGAUGCACAACCACGUCGACCGUCAACCGCCUCCGCCCGCUCCGUAGCCCGCACCAUCUCCCGUGCCCGGUCGCAGAACGGCUACUCCUGUGACGACUACCAGCCCUCCUCGGACGACAAUGAGCCGUCGGCGUCCUCAACGGAUGCUGCUGCCAACGGUGCCGCCAGGGCACGAUCCAAGGAGGACCCCUUCGAGGUUUCGUUUGAAAAUGGUGACCGCGACCCCUGGUGCCCGCGCUCCCUGCCGACGCCGCGCAAGUGGCUCAUCGUCGCCCUCGUCUCGGCCGCCAGCCUCUGCGUCACGGCCGCGAGUUCCAUCUACACGUCGACCUACAUCAAGAUGGACGCCGAGUUCGGCUCGUCGCGCAUCGUCUCGACCCUCGGCCUGUCGACCUUUGUGCUGGGCAUCAGCCUGGGCCCCAUGUUCCUGAGCCCGCUGUCCGAGUUCUACGGCCGCCGCCCCAUCUACCUCGUCGCCUGGUCCAUGUACAUCAUCUGGAUCAUCCCCUCGGCCGUCGCCACCAACAUUCAGACCAUGAUCGUCGCCCGCUUCUUCGACGGCCUCUCCGGCAGCGCCUUCCUCGCCGUCUCGGGCGGCACCGUCAGCGACCUCUUCGACCGCCAGCACCUCCAGGCCCCGAUGCUGCUGUACUCCAUGGCGCCCUUUGUCGGCCCCGCCAUCGGCCCCACCGUCGGCGGCUUCAUCAACUACAACGUCGAUUGGCGCUGGACCUACUACGUCCUCCUCAUGUGGGCCGUCGCCAUGGGUCUGCUCAUCCUGUUCUUCGUCCCCGAGACCUAUCACCCCGUCGUCCUGCGCCUCAAGGCACGCGCCGUACGCGCCGACACGGGCGACGACCGCUGGCGCGCCCCCAUGGACAAGGCGGACAAGUCCAUCCUCCGCACCGUCGCCUUGUCGCUGCGCCGGCCCUUCCAGCUGCUCGCCUACGAGCCCAUGGUCCUCCUGCUCUGCAUCUUCUCCGCCAUCCUCCUCGGUGUCCUCUACCUCUUCUUCGGCGCCUUCCCUCUCGUCUUCGGCAACACGCACGGCUUUAACCUGUGGCAGGUCGGCCUGGCCUUCAAUGGCAUCCUCGUCGGCAUGCUCUGCGCCGCCGCGACCGAUCCCCUGUGGCAUGCCAUUCGCGAUCGUCUCAUCCGUGACAACGAGCGCCGCACCGGCGUGGCCUUUGCCAGCGAGCCCGAGUACCGCCUCCCGUCGGCCAUCCUCGGCGCCUUCCUCGUGACUGUUGGCCUCUUCGUCUUCGGCUGGACUGCCAAUGCCAACAUCCAUUGGAUCGCACCCAUCAUUGGCUCUGGUAUUUUUGGCGCUGGGUAUGUCUUCUUCCCCCGUCCUGUUCCGCUUCGUCUGUGCCUCCCUUUACGAGUCCUCGUCGCACGGCAGCUCGCGACCCUGCCCAGAGUUGGUCAGAGGUCCGGCGGCUGUGGCCUCUGCUCGACCGCGCACGAUGCAUCGUCCCGCGCAUGA
Verticillium nonalfalfae is the source of this 1581-nucleotide messenger RNA. RefSeq lists its product as uncharacterized. Gene Ontology annotation, biological process: transmembrane transport. The record is from RefSeq and is a predicted model, not a curated record. The coding region runs from base 1 to 1581 and encodes 526 amino acids. The transcript has a single exon. Lineage: Eukaryota; Fungi; Ascomycota; Sordariomycetes; Glomerellales; Plectosphaerellaceae. Gene Ontology annotation, molecular function: transmembrane transporter activity. Gene Ontology annotation, cellular component: membrane.